This is a messenger RNA of Glossina fuscipes, 4996 nucleotides long. RefSeq names its product serine/threonine-protein kinase N (gene Pkn). The transcript is spliced from 13 exons. Gene Ontology annotation, molecular function: protein serine/threonine kinase activity; small GTPase binding; ATP binding. NCBI's taxonomy places the organism in Eukaryota, Metazoa, Arthropoda, Insecta, Diptera, Glossinidae. The record is from RefSeq and is a predicted model, not a curated record. Gene Ontology annotation, biological process: protein phosphorylation; signal transduction. The coding region runs from base 580 to 4776 and encodes 1398 amino acids.
GAAUUUUUAUUAACUCCUUUAUUUGUAUUAUUUAGAACUUGUUGAGUUUAAAGCUUGACUAAACGAAUAACUAAAAAUCAACAAUAAAAAUAUUUUAAAUAAAAUAUUUGCGUGUUUCAUAAAUUUACUUAUAAAAAAAAAAAAGACCGUAAAGACUUCGCACGAAACGAGGAACUAAGCGAAAAAAGUAGAUUAACUUCCUAUUUUUUUGCCCGGAAUACAAAAGAAAUACACCAAUAUUUCAUCAAUAAUGAAUAUGAAAAAAAAGUGUAAAGUGGAAUUAUUAAAGUUAAUAAAGUGAAUCUUAUUCCAAUAGCUGUUCAAGAAAUCAGAGAAAUAAUUCGUCAUUUUAUGCGCUCUGUUCUGUUCUUGCAUUGACUUUGCUGCAUGACUUUUAACUGCGAUUGUAAAUAGUUUUACGUAUUUAAAUCGAUGUGUGCGCGCGUGUGUGAACUUGAAAUUUUAUAUUGACAAACUAUAUAUAAAAAGCUAUCAAAAAUUAUACAAAUAUUUUUAAUUAUACAAUAAUAAAAACAACGACGGCUUCACUGGUCUCCAAGUAGCGACAACAUUAACAAUAUGGCGGAUUCGUAUUAUCAGGGCGAUUAUAUAAAACAUCCUGUGUUAUAUGAGUUAAGCCACAAAUAUGGUUUCACGGAUAAUUUACCGGAAAGUGCUUUACCAGAUCGUCUCGAAGAGAUUAAGGAGGCGAUACGACGUGAAAUACGUAAAGAAUUGAAGAUAAAGGAAGGCGCUGAAAAAUUGCGUGAAGUUGCCAAAGAUCGUCGUUCAUUGAACGAUGUUGCCACCAUUGUGAAGAAGAGUAACAGUAAAAUUGCGGAAUUAAAAUCUGAAUUGCAAGAGCUCGAAUCACAAAUACUCUUAACACAGGGGAAUACGGCGGUGACUAAUAAUGGCAGAGAUAUCCUCCUGCCGAAUGCACUCUCACAAGGCAGCCUGGGGAGCAAUUCACAGUCAAGUGAUCGUAAUAAUGGGGGCAGCGGUGAUGGUCUCAUAUCGGGCGGCCACGAACAGCUUAGUGCCAACGAUAAGCUAAUGUUAUCAUUGGAAAAACAACUAAAUAUUGAGAUGAAAGUUAAGAAUGGCGCUGAGAAUAUGAUACAAUCAUUGCAAAGCGGUCAUUAUGGACGUGAUAAGAAACUGUUGGCGGAAGCUCAACAAAUGUUAACCGAUUCGAAAGCGAAAAUUGAAUUCUUACGUUUGCGCAUCUUAAAAGUCAAGCAGAACAAGGAACAUGCAAACAAGCUGGCAGCUCAGAUUGUCGCAAAUGCCGAAGAGAAUGGUGGCAGCGGAGUUGGAGGUGUUGGCGGCUUAAUGCCGCAACGUUUGGAGACAUCAUUGGAAGAACGCAUCGAAGAGUUGAGGCAUCGUUUACGCAUCGAAGCAGCUGUAGUGGACGGAGCUAAAAAUGUGAUACGUAUUUUACAGAAUAAUAAAGUACCGGAUAAGAAAGCGUUACAAGAGGCUCAUGUGCGUCUUUCGGAAUCUUCACGGAAACUUGAUCUCUUGCGUCACUCUUUGGAUUUACGACGUCUGGAGUUGCCAGCCGAUUCUUUGGCUGCUCAACAAUUAAAAUCAGAAUUACAAUCCGUGCAGCAAGCUUCCUCGCCGGUACCAUUCAAUUACACCUCCUUGCAACCUUUUCAUGGUGGUCUUUUGGGCGGUAAACCCUAUCAACAGGUUUCAACAUUGGGUCGUUGUGCUAGUGUUACGGGUAAGUUAGAGGUGCGUUUAAUGGGUUGCCAGGGUCUGUUAGAAGAUGUGCCCGGGCGAUCGCGUCGCGAUAAAGACAACAAUUCUAGUCCCGGCGACUUGAGAAGUUUUGUGAAAGGUGUCACUUCACGCAGCAGCUCAAAAAGUUACUCGGUUAAGGAUGAAACUUCAUCAGACAUUAUGGCUGUUAUAAAAUUGGACAAUAUAACUGUGGCGCAAACGUCAUGGAAACCUUGCUCGCAACAAGCUUGGGAUCAACGUUUCUCUAUUGAUCUAGAUCGUUCACGUGAAUUAGAAAUCGGUGUUUAUUGGCGCGAUUGGCGUUCUCUGUGCGCCGUAAAAUUUUUACGCUUGGAAGAAUUUAUCGAUGAUGUACGACAUGGUAUGGCGUUGCAGUUGGAACCUCAGGGCUUGCUUUUUGCGGAAAUAAAAUUUUUAAAUCCAAUGAUUUCGCAAAAACCAAAGCUACAGCGGCAGCGUAUGAUUUUCAAUAAGCAACAAGUCAAAAAUAUACCCCGAGCUAAGCAGAUGAACAUCAAUGUGGCCACUUGGGGUCGUUUAUUGAAACGCAAUGCUCCAAGCAAUAGUGCUUUAAAUCAAGCCAAUCGUUCGACUACCGCACGAGACAGUGAAUCACCAAUAUCACGUACUCCUUCGUCUGGAACCAUAGACGCGGAACCAGAACCUUAUUCCCCCGGGAUAAUGGCGCAAAACUUGCAAUACGAUCCAGAUGCCGGUGCAGGGGAGCACGUAGAGACACCUGGCGAGUGUCCAGAUCCUGCCGUUUCGGGUCUUAGUGGCUUGCGUCCGCUCUCCAUGCAAGGCAUAGCUGCCUUGCCGCCGGAGAUUCCAGUAGCACCACCUUCAGUGAAACAGAACAAUGUUAACGUUAACAAUAAUUUGCGCUUGAAUAUUGUGGGUAAAAAUGCUGGUCCAAAUCCUAUACCGAAACCGCCAGCUAGUGGCUCGAAAUUGCCAACACCGACUGAACAAUUGCCAACUCCGCCAGCAGUUCCGGCCACUUCACCACCAAAGCUGGAUCAAGAGAACACUUUAAUGCCACCCUUACCCUCAAGUGGAGGCGGAAGUGUGGCUAACAUAUAUCAUCGUCCGGUGCUGGCAAUGCCACCUGUUGUUUUAAUGGGCGGCCAAACGGAAUACAACAAUAGUCCAAUUAUUGAAAUGCCUCCCUCACCUGCUCCCAUUGUAGAGUAUCCUGAAGACGAUGAUUAUACACAAAAUUACCGCAAUUGUAGUAUUGCUGCUAGCGAUGGCUUCCAAGUAGAGGCUCACAUAAAUCUUGUACAUAUAAGCAUUGAACCUUUAAGUGACAUUACUUUAAAUUUACCAACGAUCACUGCAACGACAACAACAACAACAACAACAACCACAUCAGCAACAUUAUGCGACAAGCAUGCUUUUACCGCCACUAUAGCGACAUCAACAACAACAACAACAACAACAACAAAUAUCAAUACAUUUGACUCUUUAACAACACUAUCACCAGCGACACUCUCUAUUACAUCAUCAUCUGCUCCCAUAUAUAUCAGUACACUUGAAUACUUUAUAGAAAGCCAUAAAACAGAUGAACAUGAUGCGAAGGUUAUACCACAAUUUAGCAACCUUUCUAUAAGCAAUAAUAACCUACAACAACAACAGCAACAACAGUCAACACAAUCCUCACCAGUUAUACAAGAGCCACCGACACCAUUGGUGUAUGGUAGCAGUCAGAUAACUGGUAACGAACUCUUGGCGCCACAGUUUCCAGCACCUCAACCGGCCCAGCGUCAACAGGUUUUCGGAGGUAAUAUUGGAUGCAUUAGUGGUUAUCAGCAGCAGCAGCAGCAGCAGCAGCAACAGCAGCAGCCUAUCUAUCAAAAUCAAUUUGAAUUACAACAUCAACAACAGCACCAACAACAACAGCAACAGCAGCAACAUGCUCAAUCGCGUCGGAAUGUUGCUCGUGGUCUACAAUAUCGUGACCCGGCGUAUGAGCCUAGAAGGCAAUCUCAAAAUGUCGCCACUGGUUCGCCCGGCAUCCUCUCAAUGGAUAAUUUCCGGAUGCUUAGUGUAUUGGGUCGAGGCCAUUUCGGCAAAGUUAUUUUGAGUCAAUUACGCACUAACAAUCAAUAUUACGCGAUCAAGGCUCUAAAGAAAGGCGACAUCAUCGCACGUGAUGAAGUUGAAUCACUGCUUAGUGAGAAACGUAUUUUUGAGGUGGCCAACGCUAUGCGUCAUCCAUUUUUGGUUAAUCUAUAUGCAUGCUUUCAGACCGAACAACAUGUUUGUUUUGUCAUGGAAUAUGCAGCUGGUGGUGAUUUAAUGAUGCAUAUUCAUACUGAUGUAUUUUCGGAACCGCGUGCCGUAUUCUACGCUGCCUGCGUGGUGUUGGGGUUGCAAUAUUUGCAUGAGAAUAAAAUCAUUUAUCGCGAUCUGAAAUUGGAUAAUUUGCUAUUGGACACUGAAGGUUACGUGAAAAUUGCUGACUUCGGUUUAUGCAAAGAAGGUAUGGGCUUUGGAGAUCGCACUGGAACAUUUUGCGGUACACCCGAAUUUUUAGCACCCGAAGUAUUGACUGAUACCUCUUACACACGUGCUGUAGAUUGGUGGGGUUUAGGUGUUUUAAUAUUUGAAAUGUUAGUGGGUGAGUCCCCUUUCCCUGGUGAUGAUGAAGAGGAAGUAUUUGAUUCGAUUGUCAACGAUGAAGUACGUUAUCCCCGCUUCUUAUCUUUAGAAGCUAUAGCCAUAAUGAGAAGGCUUCUAAGGAAAAAUCCCGAAAGACGCUUAGGUUCCUCGGAGCGUGACGCUGAAGACGUUAAGAAGCAAGCAUUUUUCCGUUCCAUUGUAUGGGACGAUUUACUCUUGCGUAAAGUUAAACCACCGUUCGUGCCCACAAUAACCCAUUUGGAAGAUGUUUCCAAUUUCGAUGAAGAAUUCACUUCGGAGAAACCCCAACUAACACCGCCAAAGGAACCCCGUUUAUUGACUGAAGAAGAACAAAUGUUCUUUCAAGAUUUUACCUACACAGCAGACUGGUCUUAAUUGCCAAACAGUUUUAUUCUUACUUUGAAGAAAAUCAACAACAAUAUAACGUUUUACAAAAAAAUAUAACGUUUUAUCAUAUUUUUGUAUGUGCAUAGAGUUGAAGAGCGGCAAGCUGUGCACUUUGCGCAGGUGUGUUGUGAUUCUUAUUUAAUUAAUAAGUUUAUUUUUUUUUUUAUAUUCGUUACCAUUUAAAUUAAUUUUAUUUCAUAUCUGUAGC